Messenger RNA from Xyrichtys novacula (pearly razorfish), 14691 nucleotides. The record is from the annotation of a GenBank genome assembly. NCBI's taxonomy places the organism in Eukaryota, Metazoa, Chordata, Actinopteri, Labriformes, Labridae.
GCUCUCCACCCUCAGCCUCACUCUGAGAGACACUAAGAAACUGAGGAGACACUGAGAGACAGAGAAAGACACUGAGACAGGGACCCACUGAGACAGAGAGCCGAGAGAGUCACGACCUCACCGCGCAGAGAGCUCACGCACUCUUGAACCGCUCCUCUGUGUGUCUUUGCGCUCUGACACCCCCCAACAUACUCAGACACUGUCUUCUCUUUCCAACGCACGCUCCCACGCGCGUGCUCUGUGAGGAUGGAUGUAAACCUGUCGCUCGCGGGGCAGUAUGCGCAGCUCUUGAACGGGUCCUCGUGUGCCAACGGUAGCGCCGGUUGGGAAGAGGAGGAGGACCUGGAGGUGAACACGGACGUGUACUCGCGCGUGGUGGUGACGGUGGUCUACGUGUUUCUGUUCGCCGUGGGCUCAGUGGGGAACUCCAUCACGCUGUUCACGCUGCUGAGCAGGAAGACCCUGCAGAACCUGCAGAGCACAGUGCACUACCACCUGGCCAGCCUGGCGGUGUCCGACUUGUUGAUCCUGGUGCUGUCCAUGCCCAUCGAGCUCUACAACUUCAUCUGGUUCCAUCACCCCUGGCUGUUCGGGGACACGGUCUGCCGCGGCUACUACUUCCUGCGGGACAGCUGCUCUUACGCCACAGCGCUCAACAUCGCGAGCCUGAGCGUGGAGCGCUACCUGGCCAUCUGCCACCCUUUCAAAGCCAAGAGCAUCAUGUCACGCAGCCGCACUAAGAAGCUCAUCAGCGCUAUGUGGCUCGCGUCCUUCGCGCUGGCCACGCCUAUGCUCUUCAUUAUGGGCCAGGUGAGGCGGAGAGGUGAGGACAUCUGCACCGCCACCGUCAACACGGGAACCGUCAAGGCCGUGCUACAGGUGGGUGAGCGAGAGAGAGCCUGUGUGUAUGUGUGUGUGUGAAAUGUGAAGAUCUACUGGAAAAAAAAGAAAAGAAAAAAACUUUUAAAAACUUUAAAAUCAGUUUUAGAAUAUCUUGAUUUUGAUUGGUGGAUUUUGAAACAUCACGGAAAUAAUAAAAUAACCCAGACAGGUGAUACAGGUGUGAACAGGUGUGAUUCAACACCUGUGUUUGUCCACGAAAAAACAGGCGUGGACAUAGCUUUUGUGAUUUUUUUCAUAAUUUCAGCUGCUAGCCAUAAAUCUUUGUGCACUUUGACUCACGUAAGUUUUUCUAUUGGUGCUUAAAAAGUGAACCAGAGAACUUAAGGAGUAAAAAGGAUAUUAUUGUAGUAAUAAUAAUAUUAGUAUUGUUAGUAGUAUUGUUGUUGUUUUUAUUAUUGCAAUUUUAUUAAUAAUGUUAUUAUUAUCGUAAUAAUUCAAAAAAAUAUGUUUUUGUUCAAACACUUAACUAUAAUCUAGUUAAUACUAUAAAUACAUUUAAAAAAUCAUAGUAAACAGGUGUUUCAAAUACUUCAGCAGAGGUGGAACAAACACAGUCAGAUGGAUUUCUGGUGUCAAUCAUUAAAGUUUAUGUUAAAAAAUUGCCAAAACAAAAAGAGAUCAGGUGAAAUGAUAGGGAGCUGGAGUCAGCAAAGAUACAUUAUAAAUGUGUGUGAUAUUGCCUCAUUUACAGCAUGUCACUCUGCAGUACUCUGCCCAGUUACACAGUUUUUGGCUGUAGCCCUUUAAUGCCCACCACCACAAAUUAUGGCCAGAAAAUUCUAAUUUUUUGGAGCUGAAAUAUUUAUUUCACUCACUACUGAAAACCCCAAAAAUCAAAAUUUCCUUAAAAUUAAACAAAUCUAUUUUUAUUUAUCUCAUUUGAUACAUUCGGUGUUUUCAGAAACUAAUAAACUCUAAGAGGACAUUUUUAUCAUUUAUCAGACUGUGUUCAGGUGUUUUUUUAAGUAAUUUGUUGCUCAUAUUGAUUUGAUAGAAGUAUAUAAAAGUAUGUAUUAAAUAUGAUACAAAGGGCAUUUAAGGGUGAAGGAUGUUGAUUCCUUCGGUCGAGUCUUUGCUUGCGUUGUAUUUUCUCUCAAACAUACAUCACUUUGAGGAAAAAGGGUCUGGUAAGAGGUACUGUAACAUUGUGUUACUGCAGAAACAUAAUGUGUGUGUAUAUGUGAUUGCAGAAGUAUUUGAAAUGUGUGUGUGUGAUUGCAGAAGUAUUUUCCCAGCAGCCUCUGGGCCUAUAGAAACUCAGAGAAUCAGUCUGAUGUAUUUAUUGUUCUGCUCUUUACAUCGAGUGGAAAAAAUAACACACAGAGUCUGGGGACGACAUGACGUCGGCUGAAAGGGCAACCAUGAAAACUGCUCCCAUAACAUCUGAAGUGUGUGUGUGUGUGUAUGUGUAUAUAUAUAUAUAUGUAAUGAGUCUCUUGCUGCUGUGGAGGAACACUCUGCCUGUUUGGACAGCAUGACUCAAUGUGAGGGGGGGAGCAGUGAUGGAGGAGGGAGGAGGUCAGGUCCAGGAGGAGCACACAGCGCCCCCUGAAGGGUGCACUACACACGAAUGACACAAUACAACACAUACAUGCCGAAAUAAUGUUGCUGAACAAAGGAACAGAUUGAUGAAUGAAUCCAUGAAUAUGAUGAAUGGAUCGCUGGAUAAAUGCAUUAGUACUCCAGAGCCUGAAUUUCUCGAGUGUGUAAGUGUGACUGAUGAAGAUGAUGGGGAGGAGGAUUUUUCUGCCUUGUUUGACAGACUAAGAAGCUCUGUCCUGUACUUCAAUGUCACCUGCUGCACAUUGUGAGUUUUUGUGAUUUGUUACUGUGAGGAUGCUCUUACACUCAGCCCAUGUUAAAAUACACCCCCCUGUCCCCCGCUGUCCUGCACUCUCUCUACUGCCGACUGAAACAGGUGUGAGUACGAGCUCCUUUGUUAUCAGUGUUGUGCUAGUUACUAAAAAAUAGUAACUAGUUACAGUUACUUUGUAAAAAUAGUAACUCAGUUAGUAACUCAGUUAUUGAAACCAAAAAGUAAUGUGUUACUGAGAAAGUCAUUAUUCAGUUACUGUUUAACAUUCUUCCAAUGCUCCUAAUACAUAAAGAUGGAUCGACUGAGUUCCCCCUCUAGCUGUCUUUUCAGUUUCGUACUGAUGCUGAAUGAACAAACUGUUGAUUAAAACAACUGUUUCAAUUCAUUUGCAUCCACAUCACUGAAUCUAAUCAUCCACGCAAUAUGAUCUGUUGCGCACUAGUGUUGUGUCGUUCAUGAACGAUUCGUUCAAAAGAACCGAAUCUUUUAGGUAAACGUACUGAACCAAAUCCCUUCCUCGAGUGAUUGAAGUGAAGUGAGAAACAGCAUUGCCAGUCGAGCAGCCAGAGAAGAGGGACCACAUGCACCAACACCUGAAUCACUUGGUGAACGACUCCCGCAUUGAACUACACUUUCCGGAAUCAUUUCUGUCAGACAAAACUGUUAAUUUAUUUAUUUAUUUUAACUGCUAAAUUACCACCACAACAACUUGCAUACAAUAGGACACAGCAUGUAACAAGUAGUGCAUUAAAUCUGCAGCAUCCUAUCAUUACAGCAGUUUGCGAGGGAGCGGUGCAUGUUCAGUUUGAAUUCUUUUAAACGUUCAGUGAACGAAUCACUCACUGAGCCCAAUUUACCAAGCAGACCUGAUAAAUAGCACACCAUAGGACAGUAAACUUAAAACAUCAUGACUUAGAAACAAGUUCAUUUUUACAAAUCUGUUUGCCACAGCAACACAACCAAACACUCUCGUCUCCCGGUCCCAGAAGCUAUGAAUUGAACUGAAUCCUGAAACAUUCAGCUGGAUCAGUUCAGAAGGUCGGAGUCACAGGCUUCACCCGCCAAGCGCUACACGAUUCAGGGUGAUUUGGUGAACGAAUCUUUUUAGUGAACUGAUUCUAGUGAUUCAGUACAUCUAAAAGAACUGCCGUGCCCAUCACUAUUGUGCAACAACACAAACCUUGACCCCGACACCAAAAUUUUACCAUUGGACUCUUGGAGUAAUAGUCUGAUAGUGCUAAAAGAGAUCCAAAUAAACAAUUAGACAUACCGUGCUAUUGUUUUAUCAAGUUGUGCCUGGCUAUGGGUCCGUCUUUUGAACUCCAACUGCUGCUGCUUGGGUGGAGUGGGUGUGUGCUCGCUGCUGUGACUCUUGGUCGCAGAUGCUGCGUUACCUUAGCCACUAACUUUGUCAAAGCAUGUCGCCUCUCUAGGUGCUUCAGUAGAUUGCCGUUGCUGUUGUUUAACGAAGGAAGGAUUUUUGACCCGGGACACAGUUUAGACGUUACCGAAAUGUUGUUUUUCCCUUUGCUCUUGACCUGAAAUAUAAUGUAUUUUCAUGAGAAGAAACUUAUCUUCCCCUUCUCGCUCGCCAUCAUGCCGUUCCCUGACCUGUCCAGUCCUCUUCAUGGCGCAUGUUUGAUUACGUGUGUGACGCCAGAGGGUGACAAGUGCUUUGUUUUUCCAAUUCAGUUACCCUUUAUUGAUCACCAAAAUGUCAUGGGAACCGUGUGCCGUUGUAAAACCUCACCAAAAGGAAAGGAGUAACCCAGCAUUUGGUAACGGAAACUGAGUUACUGACUUUAAAAAAAACGCAUUACAUUUGUAGUUACUGAAUAAAGUAACGGCAUUACAUAACGACGUCACUAACAAUGCAUUACUACCCAACACUGUUUGUUAUGCAAUGCUUUCUUUCAUCAUAUAAUGUACUUGUUUUACAAGAAGUGCUGUGCAGCAGUCAGCACCACAGAGACAUGAUGGGAACAUGACUGACUCAGUGGCAGAGGACACAUGUUUUCAGUGUUGUGCCAACAUUCCUUUCCAUCUGUAGCAGAUGUCCAUCAGUCAGCAGAGCCCUCCUCUUCCUCCUCUAACUCAGUAUGUGUAGAUCUCUCUGAGUCCUCACCAGCUUGUGAGAGACUGUGAUACUGAUCCAUGCCACCCUUGUGCACUGAUUAAUGAGUCUCACUCAUUUCAGUGUAAAUGUCUACAACCUUCUUACUAAUACAGGUGUCCCCUUCUCCUCAUGUUCUUUCAACUUCAACAGAUAAGUGAUGUUUUGCUGUUUUUUUGGGGGGGCGAGGUUAAAAAGCCUAGCAGUAUUCAGAUCAAUAAUAUUUCUAGGAUACCUUCAUAUUUGCGUGAAUCUCUGUGUUUUUUACCUGAACCUGCAUGCUUCAUGUGUUUCCCUGUGCUUUUACAUAGAUUUCAACUCAUUUGUACUUUAAUGUUUCACUUUUACUUCUGUGUUUUUACUUGUAUCUCUGUUUGUUCUACGACCCUGUGUUUGCACACGUUUUUUAUGUGUUGUGACUUGUACCUUUUUGUUUCUUACAAACACAUCUUUGUGUUAAUUAUCUGUUCUAGCUUGUUGAUUCACAUGUAUUGUUACGUUUUCAUGUGUCACUAUUGUUUUUCCAAUUUCCUGUUAUCACUUGAUGGUUUAUUAUAUUUAUUUGUUUUAAUUUGUUCUCUGUUUUCACAUGUGGUCUUUUCAGUUAUCCAUGUUUUCAGAUAUGACUCUUUGAACCUCUAUCUCUAUUUUAUGUGUUUGUUUUGACGUGUUUGGAUGCAUGUAAAGCCUGUUUUCACAAGUUUUUAUGUUUUCAUGUGACUGUGUUUUUUUUUACUAGUCCAUUUUUUCACAUUUAUCAGUGUUUACUCGCGUCUGUUUUCAGAUGUUUUUUCCUCACAUUGAUAUUUAUAGACCUGUCUGUGUUUAAAUAUAUCCUUUUCUUUUAACAUUUAUCUGUGUUGUUUCACAUGUAAUUCUGUUUUUGCACAAGCCUGUGCUUUCACGUGUCUGAUUUUCUAAUGAGCCUGGAUUCACAUUUAACAAACGUGUCUGUUUUGCACAUUUAUCUGUGCUUUCACAUAUGUCUGUGUUUUGAAAUGAGUCUGUUUUGUUCCAUCUUUUUUUUUUAUCAUUUAUUUGAUUUGGAGUUUAUCUCAAUGCCUCCUUAUUUAUUACUCAUUUUUUGUCGUCACAUGCAUCUCAAUGAUUUCACAUUUUUCAUUCUGCUUUCACAUAUCUGUCUUUGCUGAUUUUUGCAGGUAAUUUUACUCUGUGUUGAUGUAUUUUUGCUUUCUUCACAGUCAUCUGUACAUUCAGAGCUCUGUGCAGAUUCUUAAAAAGAGUCUGUUUUCUACCGAGUGCUCUGACAUGAAGAUGGGUUAGUUUGAAACAAAGUGACUGAUGUAUUUUUAGAUUUUAACUUUAAGGGCUCAGACAUCUAAAACAAACAAAAUCAUUCAUCACUAACUACUGAACUUAAAUAUUCUGUCUGCCUAAAAUAAACAGGUCAGAGUUUAAACUAACAGGUCUGUUCCUGUAAGACUAGUUGUUAUCUGAUGAAACUGAGUCUGUCUGAUCUCUCUGUUAAACAGCCGUGUAAUGUCUGUCUGGGUUUAUUUUAAACAUACAGACCUUUAAGUUUACAUCCAACCACUGAGAGCUGGUGCAUUUUUUUUUUUUACAGGGGGCGCUGUAACCAAAUCCAAAAUGAACAUGUGAUUUACUGCUCCUAUCAUAUUACCCUCAUUCUCUUAAAAGUCUUUACAUUUAAAACACUCAAACAGAAGUUGGUAUUUGAUUACAAAUUUUGAUUGCAAAUUUUUACACCACUACCAUUUAUUAUAUCGGUCUGCACGUUCUACAUAUAUAUAUAUUUAUAUAUAUAUAUAUAUAUGUAUUUGCACAUAUAUCUGCAUUGACAUUUCAUUCUGUAUACACCUGCUGCAUACUGAAUGAGCAGAAAAGUCUGUCUCUCCAAAUUUAUUCAGAAAUUCUUGUCCACAUUGCCGGAGGACAUAAAUGUGCUCCAUCUGAAGGUAUUACUCACUCAGUAAAUCACACUGAUGAGAUUCAGCACUAAAAAUGACCUAAAAGUUUCUCAGCUCCGUGUCAUCAAUCAGAGCAGAUCUUUGUGGAAAUAUACUUGAGUUUAGAUUUAAAAACAGGAAAGAGCUGAAGAUUAAGACCGCCCAAAAGUCAGUUUAGUAGUUGCAGUAGUACUAAUAAUGAUAAUUAUAAUUUGGUAAAUAUUAAAUAAAAAUAACAUGCAGUACUAAAUGAAGUGUGUGUGUAAGUGUGUUUGUCCUCUGCAUAAACUGUGUGGCUGUAUAAAUAUUUGGAUGUGGAUGUGUUGUGGAGAGACUGAUCUGCUGUGAGAUUAAAGCCAUGGAGCCGAGAGAUGAAGAGCAGACGUACACACACACACACACAGAGGGAGAGAUCUAAAAAGUGUUAUUGGUGUCAUGAAAACACUUUUAAUCGAUCAUUAAGAGGGCCGUGAAACAGUCUGUUGUUUGGUUGCCAUGGAAACCAAAGAUUUAAAACCACUCUGUGACCUCAAACAGCAGAAUAUACCUAUGUCAUCGGAAUAUAAUAUUCAAUGUGUUUAUAUGGACUUGAGUUUCCCAGCUUUGAUCCUUAUCCUGGUUUUGAUCAUAUUCAGGAUAUGAUGUUAACAUGCAGACAGAGAAGUUUCUCAUAAUCACGAGGACAUGACCAAUGCUAAUAUCCCGCCUACUGCAUCGUAUUUGCCAAGGUGCCUGCGUGUGCUUUUGUACUUUUAUGAGCUCACUUUCCAACCUGUGGCUUAUUGCAGGUUUAGCAGCUAGCCAUAGAAAUGUACUAUAACAGACGAAGGGAGAGAAAGCCCUCCUUACGGCAGACUGUCACAGACUGAGGGGAUGUCAGGGAAAAAGGCUUUGAUUGAUUAGCCAAUCUGAAGCCUGAUUUUCCUGGUGUUGAAGUUGUUAUAGCUAUAGCUAAAAUGACGACAGAGCAGACUGGAGCCUCUCAUCACAGAGAACAGACUAAAAGAUCCGGUCAUUUACACACAGAUCGACUUUAUAUCUCAUGAUGGUGCGGCAUUACUUAACUCUGUGGGUUGUUCUCCUCUCCUAGUUUUCCUACAGCAUGUUGGGGCAUUGAUCACAUAUUAGGCUAGAUCCGGAUGUCCACUGAAACAGCUACAGUUUUCCCUACAGAUCACACUGUUUAUGCAGAGAGUGACAGGAAGUAGUAUACAGAUGGAUUAGAGUUAUGCCUGCUUGUCACAUGAACAUGAAACUGUAAAACUUAAUAUUGCAGCUGUUUUUACACAUCUGUCCUCCACAACUCGAGAUCUACACCCACAGAUAAUGCAGUGUUUUUUGCUUAAUAUCACAUCUAGAGAGACAUGCGGAUCACUGCUCCUAAAAGUGUUAUUAUCUAUAAAUAUUUAGGUGGGAUUCUUGUGGAAAUAGUGUUGGCUAUUGCUACACAAAUACAGAGCAGUUUGUGUCGUUCAUGGUUUAUGAAGUAUGAAGAAAAUAAAGUCACACAGUGAGACAAACAGAGUCUACAGCUGCUCUGAGAUCAGUGUGACUCACCAACUGAAGGAGGAAAUCCAUUUAGGUUGAGAGUUGAACAAGUCGGCAGCAGGGCCAGUAAUUCAUUCUGCGUGUGUGUGUUUGUGUGUGUGUUUGUGUGUGUGUGUGUGUGUGUGUAUUUGGCUACAGCAGUAAUUGAAAGUGUUCUUGGACACACAGAGAGAAACAACAGAGGUUAUAUAACGAUGGAGAGGUUGUAUAGAAAUGUUCAGGUUGUAAAAACUGAGUUGUCUGUGUGUGUGUGUGUGUGUGUGUGUGUGUGUGUGUGUGUCCUUCAGAUUGUUAAACCGCACAGACUCAUGUAUGGGUGUAACACAGCAGUGACUCUGGUUAACUUUUGCAUGUUUUUUAAUGAACUUCAGGCUUUUAAUGUUUGCUGGAUUAGCAGACAAAUAGAAACACACGCCACACUUCUCAGAAGGUUUUAAUUUUGUCAUUAGGAAAAAAGAGCGACACAAGGUCACAAAUCAAUACCACACAGACCUCUUAAUAAUGAAGUAAACCCCAGAAGGCUGAACAAGAACCAAACACACUUAAAGAUCUUACUCCAACACCUGUCUAGCUCUGUGGCAUGCAGUAACAUCCCGUCCAGCUAGUUCUCCUGUCGGGCUCUUUUAAUCCAGAAGACUGGAUCUGUUUGUCUUUGGAGACAGCAGAAAAGCCUGGCUUUAUAAUAUCAAAUUUAGGGUAAAGACUUUCUGUAUUUCUUUAUAUUUGGAGCAACAAGUGAGAAAUGAAUUUCUGUGUGCACCUGUUCCUCAGACAGCCCAGACUCUCCGAGUCCUCUCUAACCUCUCUCUCUCUGAUUUUCACCAGUUUCUACAGACACUUUUUGCUCUCUGAGUCUGUAUUCAGUCAGGGUCAGUCUUCUUAUUGGUUCUUUUAUCACAGUGAAAUACUGAGACCAUUGAAAUUGUCCGCUCAGUAAAUUAUAGCUCUCUAAUUUAUGGAUUUGUUGUAUCUCUAAUUGAUUUGCAUAUUUCUGGUUAUUGUCUUUUUCUAUCACCUGUGAAUUUGAGAGUAUUUCCAUAGCAACCAUUUCUGGGGACUCUUCGGACUUCUGUACUAAACUCCAGAUGUAGUUUUUCCUCUGGGUUUGGGUCACGGUGCUUCUCAUGCUAACUGGGUCCCAAACUUCACUGCCAUAUAAAAAGAUUGGCUUAAUAACACUUUUGAAAAUCUUGAGCCAAAUCUGUAUUGGGGGGGUUGAACUUAGAAAGGGAGUUUCUUAUACUGUUUUUUCUAGAUUCACUGUAGAUAUGUGUGAUAUUCAAAAGGUGGACAGUCCUUGUUCUAAUGGUGAAAGUAGGAAAAAGCCAUUGGCACAAAAGAGACACUUAACACCUUUACAGUCGAUGGUCAAUGUAGAUGUUAAAAAGUGUUGGUGACAGAUUGCAGCCCUGAUAGACUCCAUGACAUUGUUCAAAAACGUCUGCUCCUUUUUGUCCAAUUUUGACUGCAUAUUAGUAUUUAAAUUGUAUCAAGUCAUAGACUUCUCCUCCAAAACCGUAAUGAGAGCUGGUAUAACAGACUGUUAUGUCUCAGUUUCUCCCGGUCUCUAAUUGAAGACUUUACUCUGCAGGUGUGUUACAAGUUUUUUCACCUUUCCCCUGGAUUUUCCACCUGACAGCCUCAGAAUGUGAAACACAUAUUUCUAAUCAGAGUAAGUCAGCAAUCUUUUUUUUUUUUUUUUUUGUCUGUCAGUCUGAUUUCUGCUUAUUAACUUGGCAACUUUAGACUCACCUCUUUGCUCUGUGUUCAACCCUCACCCCUCAGCAGGUGGGGGGACAAAGAGAGAGAGAGAAAGAGAGCGAGAAGCUUUCUUACAGAGAUUUCUGUCUGAUUUCUGUCAGACAGUUCUCAGCUGUGGAAGGAAAACACCAAAAACAGGCAUUUACCCUCUGGCUGCUCCUGAACCUGAGUCCAACAGACUCAGUCCAGCACAAAGCACUGAAAUCCCUAAACCCUGGAACCUGGGUGGUUAAUAAAACUAACCACUGAGGGUGGUGAUAAGGUGAAAUUAAUAUAAGGUGAUAUUAAAAUCAAAGACAAAAUUAAAAUCUGAAAGUUUUUCUAAAAGCUCAAGUUAAAGUUACAUAAAAGUUGAAGUUAAGAGAAAAGUGAAAGUUAGAAAAUGAUGCAAAUAAGUUCAUACCACAUUCAUGAAGUUAAAGUUUCAAAGUUCAAGUUUGAAUAAAAGUUGAAGAUCAAAAUAAAGUUCAAGUUUAAAGCAAAUUUUAAGCUCAAAAAUCAAGUGGAAGAAGAAAAUACAUUUCAGUUUCAAAACAAAUUUGAUGUUUGAAACAAAGUUUUAAAACUUUGAGUUUAAAUCAAUACAAAGUUGAGGUUUCAAUUAUGAGUCAAAAGUUUCAAUCAAAAUUUGAGUUUAAAUCAAAUGCAAAGUUAAAGUUUUAAUCAAAGUUGAAUUUACAAUUACAGUUCAAUAAAAAAUAAAGUUAGGUUUAAAACUAAGGCUGUUGUUUAAAGUUUAACAUUGAAAUCUGAACCCAAAAUAAAGUUUAAGUAGAAGUUUAAACUAAAAUAUUUUUUAGUUACAACCAGAGUUGAAUUUCCCCUCAGAGAAAAAAUCCGGUUCUUCUUUUCUUAUCUUAUCUCAUCUAUCUUACUUUGUUUAGUGUACAAACAGAUGUUGGGAGAUUAAACCACUGACCCAUUUUUCCUCCUGAUUGCUGUGCAGUAUUAAAAUAAACCAAUCUUCAAUCCCACUCCACAUUCUUGCCUUGUCACACCUGAGUUUUACCUGUGGCCUCUCGCAAGAGGCUGAAUCUCAGGUGAAUAAACACAGAGGGUGAUGUUGAAACGUUUCACCUGUAAACUCUUACCUGUCCUCUCUGAAAAGGUCAACGCCUUCCUGUCCUUCGUGGUUCCCAUGGUUGCCAUUUCUGUCCUGAAUGGGGUGAUAGCCAAUCAGCUGCUGUGGAUGUUUCGAGAGGCAGAGCAAGAAAACCGUGUCUGCAUCGUUGCAGGGAAUCCCACCGUCCUGAAUGUCACAGUAGAGCCGAACCGGGCACAGUCUCUCCGCCAUGGUGUGAUCGUUCUACGUGAGUGAAAGAUGGUUAUACACAGAAACACUUAUUAAAGACAUGCACUUAACAUACAAACACACACUCACACCUAUUACACUCAGAAAUACUUCAAACAGACACACACUAACAUCAAUGCAGUAAGAACAGCAAACAACACACACAUUAACUCUCUCUCUCUGCUUCUCUCUCUCCCUCCCUCUCCCGUGUGUUUAGGCGCUGUGGUCAUUGCCUUUGUGGUUUGUUGGCUGCCGUAUCACGCUCGCCGCCUCAUGUUCUGCUACAUCUCUGACUGGUCGGAGUGAGUACUGUUCACACACAGACACACGCACAUACACAACAUGCAGAUCUGUCCUUCAUCAUCGCGUGUCGUUUUUGUGGAGCAGCAGAUAGUAAUGGUGCACCUGUUCCCAGCUUGUUGUGAAAAACUGUGUGCUGCUUCACUGGUUCUCAUUAGAGUCUCAUUGAUCCCAGUAAACAGACCGUCCCCUUUUCCAUCACAGAUACAGAGCAGAGAACUGUCAGUACAUUUAAUGAAAAGGUCAUGUUCAAUACAUCCCCUUCUACCUGCUGCACACACACACACAUACACACACGCACACAUUCACAGCGGGUGUGUGUGUGUGUACGUGUGUGCAGCCUGGCCUGGGUCUGUAGUUUCUGCCAGGUGCAGUGUUGGUUUUUGGCCCAUAAAAGCACCCUGUUGGUUUUCAUAGGUAACUGUCUAACAUCCAGAUAGAUUUAGAAAACGCUGAAUAUUAUCCGUCAAAUGUUUUAUAGAUUUUGGAGCGCUCCUAACUUACUUUAACUGAACUUAAGUGACAUUUACUUGCAUUAACCUUUAUCAACAUAUGUUUGCUGACAUUAACUGGCAUGAGGCUUUUUUUCUUGAUCAGUAAUCAGUCACCUGAGGGCUCCAUGAGUCUAACAUGUUAAAUAUAAUAAUGCAUCAGAUUUCAUAUAGCACUUUAUCAGAGACCCUCAAAGCUCUUUACAUUGGAUAAAUCAUUCAUUCGCUCACACAGUCACACCGUGGUGAUGGUGGUAAACUACCUUAGUAGUCACAGCUGCCCUGGUGCAGACUGAUUGAAAUGUGACUGCCAGUUUGCGCCCAUGGCCCCUCUGACCGCCACCAUCACACAACACUCACAAUCAUACACCAGUGGAGGACACACACUAGGAGCAAGAUGGGUUAAGUGUCUUGCCCAAGGAAACAAUGGACAGACUAGGGUAGGGGGGGAAUCAAACCACCAACGCUCCAGUCAUUGGACGACCGCUCUUCCUCCUGAGCUCCUGCUGCCAUAAUAAUAAGUGUGUGAGGUAGGGCUGUCCCUAUACGAUAUUGAUUUCGGAUAUUGGUCUGAUAUCAGCCAAAAAACAAAUAUCAGAUUACAUCAGCCUGCAUCUAAAAUCUCCAAUAUCAGCACUCCGAUACAAGCAAAGUCAAAAAAAGACAUUGCAGCUGAGUGCAAAACUUGUUAUGCACAAGUUUGUGCCAAUAUCAAUAUCGGUAUCAGUCGAUACUGAUGGCUACAAUAUGAGUAUUGUAUCGGGACACCCCCAGUGUUAGAAUGGAACAUAUUCAUAACGUUGUUUAUUUUUCUAUUUUUACUGUGAUGUGUCACGCCAUCCGUCUCUCUCUUUGUAGCGACCUGUACGACUUUUAUCACUACUUCUACAUGGUGACGAACGUCCUGUUCUACGUCAGCUCAGCCAUCAAUCCCAUCCUUUACAAUCUGGUUUCGGCAAACUACCGGCAGAUCUUCUUCUCCACGCUCAGAUACAUCUGUCUGCCCUGCCAGCGUUCACCUAGAGGCCACGCCCACCCACUGACACGCCAUUCUAUCAGCAUCUCCAGCAACCACACCCUGUCCACCAGCGUGGUCAAGGAGACGGCAUACUGAUGGAAAUAAAGUGUGUAGUUCUUGUUAUGCCUACUGUGAGUCCAGGUGAGCUCACCUGAGACACUCUGGGACUCGUCUUAACACACUUUAGGACGGCUGAUGUUCAGUGUUGUGUCUUUAGUUAAAAAAAAAAGGAUGUAAAAAUGAAAUGUUCAAAGUGACGUGUUAAUGUUUACUCAGAAUGUUUUGAGUGUUUCUAUUGGACGUCUGUCUGGUGCUGUUUACUGGCUGUUUACGGACUGUUUGUGUUUUUUAACUAUUAUUGUUUAAAACCACCAAAGUGUUAAAAACCUCCACCUCAGCUGAUCUGGUGUCCCUGUUGUCAUGGUAACAUAUGGUUACACCUGGUAAAAUGACUGAAAAUAUCUGUAACACGAUCUGCCCUCUCUUCCUACCUCCCUCUCCCAGCUGUGUCCUGGGUUUUCCUCAUCUAGACUGAAGCUUUCAUAUCAUGAUCUAUGAUCUGAACUCUGGGUCUGUGUUUCAGUAGUGUUUGUAGUUCUCAUAGUAUCGACCAAUCAGGAGUCUGUAGGAAAAAAAACAGCUUGUAUGGAGAGUAAAAGCAGGAGGAACACAGACCACCAUAAUGAGACUUAUCUGCUGUGUAAAGCAGCUUUUGGAAAACAUCAGCUGACUAAUGAGAUCACAGAGACACAGGUAAAUCCACACAGGAAACGCCUAAGAAAUUGAAUAUCUGUAUAAAAGUUUGAAGUUAAACUGCUGAAUGAAUCAGAAAUAUAGAGAGGAUCAUCAUGCUUAGCUAGCCGACAUUUAUAAUCCUGGGGUUAAAUACUGAUCACUCUUCAGGGGGCCUGAUCACAGCUCCUGUUUGAUUGCUUCAGUCUGAAUGCCAGGUAUUGAACAACAUAUUUUUAUUUACCUUUUUUUAGCCUUGCUGCUUUUUUUUCUGUUUCUCUGAAGCAUCUGUCAGCAUAGUGAAUUAUUUUUUGUUUCCAUGAAAGUAAUGUCCAUUAUUUGUCGCUAGUUGUAAUUGUUAUACUUUGAGUGAACUCGCUGAAUGUUGGUUUAGAGUUGUACCUGUAAAUAUCUGUGAGAACAGUAAAUACCUGCAUGAUAACAGGAUUGAAAGUGAACGCCGGUGUCUUAAUGUAAACUAAUUGGUUUGACUUGUUGUGUGUCAGUAUUUUGUAAGUACAGGUGUGUUCAUAGUGAGAAGGUGGUUUUCCAUAACUGUGUACAUUUUCAUUUCUUCACAGGUUUGUGAAAGUUUUGAUGUUUAUUAGAAAAUAUUAAAUUUCUGUAAAGUUUUGACAUAUUUAUACAAAUUUUAUGUCAUGUUCAUAUUUGAUUUUCAAGAGAAACGGAUUAUUAUUUUUUUAUUUGCUUGCUUUCUGCUCAUCAGCUUUAAACGAAGCAAAGGCUCAUGGGAAUGUCACCACAAUAAAAAAGUAAAACCUAAGGUGAA